Molecule: messenger RNA, 4006 nt
Organism: Cannabis sativa
Lineage: Eukaryota; Viridiplantae; Streptophyta; Magnoliopsida; Rosales; Cannabaceae
Exons: 2
Coding region: 2300-3247 (315 amino acids)
Source: RefSeq, a predicted model, not a curated record
UUUUGGGGGCUACGACCUCUGUUCUGGUUUUGGUGGCUACGACCUCUGAAAAUUGGUUGGGUUCCAAUGUCGGCCGUGGGUGUGGGUGGGUUGGGUUCCAAUGUCGAGAGCAAUAGGCAGAGUGGGGUCGUGGGUACGAGAAUAGUAGAUAGAGAGAGGGUUGGGUCAGGGUCAGGGUCGUGGGUGGCCGGAGUGGAGUCGUGGUCGUGGACUGCGUUGUUGGGUCGUUGGGUCGUUGGGUCGUCGUCGUGGAGUAACGUUCGAAAGAUGUAAACGACAGAGAGAGAACGAGAGAGGGAAAGAGAGGGAAUAGCAAACGACAGAGAGAGAAAGAGAGAGUGAAAGAGGGAAAGACGGAAAGAGAGAGAGGGAAUAGGAAAAUUAAAUUUGAGGGGUAUUUUGGGUACAAAUGAGUAAUAGUGGAAUUAAUUUGUAUAGAUUAGUGGAGGGUAUAUAUUUUGAAAUGGGGUAUUUUAUUAGGGUCAAUUAAUGAAAUUUCCCUUUAAGAAUCAUAUAUAUACAUAGUUAUAAUUAGUCACUGAAUUAAAAAUAUGCUAUAUGUAUAUAUAUGUUUACGGAUCAUAUGUAUAUAUAAUUGAAAAAAUAUUAUUCGUCAUGUCAAUAUUGUCAUAUAAUUUAGUUUCUUAAUUGUUUUUUUUUACUUUGGUUUUUUUUUUUUUUUUGUAGAUCAAUGGCUCGUUUAAGUUUAGCAAGAAAGCAAAAAAAAAUUAUUGUAGUGCAGAAUUUAAUUGUAAUCUUAGAUAUUAUUUUAGCAGUGUGUGCUAUUGUGAGUGCUUAUGCAUUGAUAAAUUCUAAAAGACGUCUCAAUCGGUCAUUAUCUAUAAUGAGAGUCUACAAACAGUUAGAAAACUUACAUGAUUUAGUGUAUGCAAGUGAUGUCAAUUGUGUUUCACAAUUAAGAAUGGAUAGACAAACAUUUCAAAGGUUAUGUCACAUACUCAGUACUAGGGGAAAUUUAAGAAAGACACGAAAUGUCUCUAUCAAAGAGAUGGUAGCAAUGUUCCUAUAUAUUUUAGCACACCACCAUAAGAACCGAGUUGUUGGUUUUAGUUUCAAAAGAUCAGGAAAAACCAUAAGUAAAUACUUUCAUGAGUGUUUAAAAGCAAUGAUUCGCUGCCAAAAAGAAUUUUGGAGAACACCUGAGCCAAUAUUAGCGACCUCAAUUGAUCCAAGGUGGAAGUGGUUUAAGGUAUGAAUUGAGGAUUUAAAAUUAUAGUUAGUAAUUGUUAACUUUAAAUAAUUUUUAAUAAGUAUAAUUAAUUUGGUGUAGAAUUGUCUGGGAGCAUUAGAUGGAACAUAUAUAAGAGUGCAUGUACCUGAAGCUGACAAACCAAGGUAUAGAACAAGAAAAGGAGAGAUUGCAACUAACGUUUUAGGAGUUUGUUCACAAGACAUGCAAUUUAUAUAUGUUCUACUAGGCUGGGAAGGUUCAGCACACGAUGGGCGUGUAUUAAGAGAUGCUUUAGCUAGGAGAAAUGGUUUGAGAGUCCCUAAUGGUAAAGUUAAUUAUAAAAAACUUAUCAGUGUUUGAGAUUAGACUACCAAUAUAUAUAGUUUUCCAUUCAAUUAUAACAUCAUUUAUUUAUUAUGUUUGAUAGGUUAUUAUUAUUUAGUUGAUGUUGGAUAUACCAAUGGUCAAGGUUUUCUUGCACCUUUUAGAGGAACACGAUAUCAUCUUAAUGAUUGGAAUGAUGGACACCUUCCAAACACAGCAGAAGAGUUCUUUAAUAUGAAGCACUCAAGUGCUAGGAAUGUUAUUGAGCGUUGUUUUGGAUUGUUGAAAAUGCGAUGGGCUAUUCUCAGAAGUCCAUCUUUUUAUGACAUGAAUACACAACGGCGUAUAAUAUCUGUUUGUUGCAUGCUACAUAAUUUUAUUAGAAGAGAAAUGAGCAUAGAUCCAGUAGAAAAUGAGAUGAAUAGUGUACAAAGAAAUCACCCCACAACAGAUAAUAAUUAUAUUAAUAGUAUCGAGUCUUCAGAUUUAUGGACUACUUGGAGACAAAAUUUGGCAGAAGAAAUGUGGAAUACAUGGCAGGGAACUAGAUGAUUAAACUAUAUAUGUUGUUAACCUUUACUACUUUAGUAUUUUUUUUUUGGAGCAUUUUUCAAUUAUGAUUUGAUGUAAUAAGAACAGAUGUCUAUAUUUAUUUGAUAUAUAUGUUUAUUUUUGUUCAAAUUUUUUGUGUUUAAUUUUCAAAGUAUUAAUUUAUGUGUUCUUUCAAGUUUCAAAAUUUAUACUUUUUUAUUAAUAUUAAAAAAAAUUAUAUGAAUAUAUAGGAUGAGUUCAAGCUCUAAUGCAGAUCAAAGAGGGAGAGGUAAAAAUAAACAUUAUUGGACACCAACACAAGACAGUGUAUUGAUUGAAUGUCUUCUAGAGUUGAGUCAAAAUUCAACAUGGCGAGCUGAUUCUGGAUUUAAGAAUGGAUAUUUGCAACAAAUGGAGAUUAUGUUAGAGGAAAAAUUACCAGGCUCGAAGUUGAAGGCCUCACCUCAUAUUGAAUCUCGUAUUAAAAAUUUGAAGGGGAAGUAUUCUUGCUUGGCAGAAUUAUUAUCUUUAAGUGGUUUUAGUUGGGACAAUAAACAUUCUUUAUUAUUGUGUGAGAAAAGUGCAUUUGAUGAGUAUGUGAAGAAACGAAAAGAUGCAAGUGGAUUAUAUGGGAAACCAUUUCCUUAUUACAACAAGCUAGCAGAAAUAUAUGGACGAGAUCGAGCUACUGGGACAAAUGCUGGUAAUGCUGAUGAUGAAGAAGAAGAAAUACGCCAAAAUGAUGCAACUGGUGUAGAAUUUGGAGUUGAUGAUAAUAUAGAUGGCGGUGAGGAUGAUGAAGAAAUAGAUGAAUUUGAUGGUGUCUCACAUACUCAACAACCAACUAAUAUGCGUCGUAGAUCUACUGAGAGUACUACUAGUAACCAACAACGUGGUAAGAAUAAAAAAACUAAGGUUAUGGAUGAAAUUUCUACAAAUGUUGGUGCCUUAGCAGAUUCUAUAUCUAAUAUUGUCCCGAAAUUUCAAGGAUUAAUUGAUGCAAUAUCUGAUAAGGAUGUAGCUGAGAUGCAAACUAAUUUAUUCAUAGAAAUAAGCAAGAUUAAUGGCCUAACUCCAAUGCAGUGUAUUCAAGCAACCAACAUAUUGGCUAAAGAACCUCCAUUGAUGCGAGUGUUUUAUGCAAUAUCAGAUGAGAUGAAACUGCUAUAUAUCCUGAAUAGUGAAUACGUUGCAAAAUGAUGCAUAAUUUUAUAAUUGCUAGAUAUUUGGGAUUUUGUUUAUCUUUAUGUUUCACAUUAGAAUAUUUUCAUGUGGAGAUUUUAUUUAUGGUUUGGUCAAAUAUUGUUUAAUUGAAUAAUAUGAGGAUACUUUUUUUAGGAGUAUUAUGUUAAUUUUUUUAUGUAAUCAUUUAUGAAUUUAUUUAUUAUUAUAUAAAUUAAUUUAUUUAAUAAAUAAAAAAAAUAUAAAUUUAUAUUAAGGGUAAUAUGGUCAACUUAAAACAUUCCGAUUACCUUUCCUUAUUGAUGUAAACAAAAUAAAGUGAUUCCGAUUCCGUUUCCGGACAGUUUAGUAAACAACAUGUUAAAAUAAUUAUUUUGAUUUCAUAACAUUUUAUUCCCUUUCAUUUCUCCCAUUAAUUUAUUCCGAUAACGAUUACGCUUUAGUAAACGUGCCAUAAAAGUUAAAAAUUCAUAUAUAAUUACCACUUCUUAUCCAAACACACAUUAUAUUUUAAAAUAUAGUGUAAUUAUUUUUUUUAUAAAUACACGACCUAAUAAUUAUACAGUAACAUCCAAACACGCCUCUAAUAAAAUAGUUUCCAUUCAAAAAAGAAAUACAUAUAUAAAACUAUAAAUUAUACUUAUUUUAUAAUAGUAAUUUUUGUUAAUUGUAUUCAACGGCUAAAUACAUAAAUCUAAAUAAAAAAAAAUUGACAGUUGGCAAACUGUAAACGAUUAUAAUUACCCUAAUUUUUAUUAUGUCAAUCAAUCAUUGAUC